AUGUAUGAUCAGCUUUUUGUCGAUCAAAAGCUUCAAACACAAAAGAAGAAAGUAAACACAGAACAACAACAAACAAAACGUAUAAAAAUGGUCACCACACCUCUUCAGGCUAUUCUCAAAGAUGAUAACGAAAGUGUAUUAAAUACAUUAAGAAAAGGGCAGAGGAUUGCAUUUGAUGUCUUAUUAGACAUCUCUAUCAUCAUAGAACUCAUAGUGAAAGAUUAUUCACAGAGGCCAGUAGAGGAACGAAGAGAGUACGAAUUCCUUUCAUACCAUCACUUGUCAUUUGUUUACAGCCAUUUCUUUGGUAAAAGACCAAGAACUUCUUCAAGCGAAAAAAGUAUCUGGCUUGGUAAAGUGGAGCCAUUGGAUAUAGUGGUCACAGAAUGCCCACCACAGAUGAGAUCAUUAAUUGGCCCUCUUCUGAAAACGUUUGCCACUAAUAUUGCAACGAUGUACUCGGAUGAGCGAGUGCCUCGCUUACUAGAGAAGACUUUGCUGCGCCAAGAGAAGUACAUCAUUAAAAAACUUGAAGAUCAAAUUAGAGGAUCCUGCCAGACCAAGAGUAGUACUGUUGAUGAAUCAUCUACACAGAUGGAUGUUCAUCUUCCUACUGAAGAAAGGAAUACUACAUCUGACGUUACUAGUCCUAUGCUUGCUGAGGAAGCUUCUGCUAGUCUUCCUAGUAGUGAUACGAGUAAAAACAAGCAGAAGAAAAUUGCUAGAUAUAUCAAAAGUCUGCUUAUGCGUCAGGACAGCAUUCAUGAAGCAAUUGAUUCCCAAUCCAUCGAGCGUAACUUACAACAUCUGGAAUUGUCCAAUUUGGAAGUAUCUGUUGUAUUGAAUAUCCAUAAUUUUUUCAGGCAAUUGGCUCUUCUACGUGUAAGAGAAGUAGAUGUGGACAAGCAUGUAUUAGUGAGCCUUCCUGUAGUAAAAGCCUGA
Rhizopus microsporus ATCC 52813 is the source of this 942-nucleotide messenger RNA. RefSeq lists its product as uncharacterized. The coding region runs from base 1 to 942 and encodes 313 amino acids. The record is from RefSeq and is a predicted model, not a curated record. The transcript has 3 exons. Lineage: Eukaryota; Fungi; Mucoromycota; Mucoromycetes; Mucorales; Rhizopodaceae.